UGAGCAUUGUAAACCUAAUCCCUCAGUCAGCAGCUCUUCCCUCUUAUAUCACCGAGUCGUUGUCUCUGCAUUGCACAGAAUCCCUCAUCUUUUAUUCCUCUGUCUUUCUUUUGGUCUCGCCCAUCAUUGUAGCUGCAGCACAGGAAACGGUCGCCUGGAGGUUCUCGCCUGCAACUCCUUUGCCGCUGCUCAUCCUACGCUGCAAAGAAGAAAUCCCCUCCCAGCGAAAAAAUGACUCUAUCGGAGGAUGAAAUUAAGAGGCUUUUCAGAAUUCGAAAGACAGUAAUGCAAAUGCUCAAGGAUAGGGGUUAUUUUGUUGGAGACUUUGAGAUCAACAUGACAAGGGAGCAGUUCAUUUCGAAAUUUGGUGAGAACAUGAAAAGGGAAGAUCUUGUUAUCAACAAAUCAAAGCGCACUGAUGCCUCUGAUCAGAUUUAUGUUUUCUUUCCUGAGGAACAGAAGGUUGGAGUCAAGACAAUGAAGACUUAUACCAACCGCAUGAAGUCUGAGAAUGUUUUUAGAGCAAUAUUGGUUGUUCAACAGAAUUUGACUCCUUUUGCUCGAACGUGUAUAUCUGAGAUAGCUGCUAAAUUCCAAUUGGAGGUCUUCCAGGAGGCUGAACUGUUGGUCAACAUUAAAGAACAUGUUCUUGUACCUGAGCAUCAGGUGCUUACAAGUGAAGAGAAGAAGACAUUGUUGGAGAGAUACACUGUGAAAGAAACACAGUUGCCUCGCAUUCAGGUAUCUGACCCAAUUGCUAGAUAUUUUGGGCUGAAGCGGGGGCAAGUCGUGAAGAUCAUCAGGCCAAGUGAAACUGCAGGACGAUAUAUAACCUAUCGAUUUGUUGUAUAAAUGCUUUGAUGUGUAGGACUUCCGUUUGAAUUUGGAACCUGUGCUCUAUUUGUGGUUCUGUCAAAAUUACAUAGGCAAAAGCCCAAAAGACUUGGCAUAUGGAUAUAUCUCAGUGAUAUUUGAUAUUUUUACUUGA
This is a messenger RNA of Hevea brasiliensis (rubber tree), 988 nucleotides long. RefSeq names its product DNA-directed RNA polymerases II and IV subunit 5A. Gene Ontology annotation, molecular function: DNA-directed RNA polymerase activity; DNA binding. The coding region runs from base 232 to 852 and encodes 206 amino acids. The transcript has 5 exons. Gene Ontology annotation, biological process: DNA-templated transcription. Lineage: Eukaryota; Viridiplantae; Streptophyta; Magnoliopsida; Malpighiales; Euphorbiaceae. Gene Ontology annotation, cellular component: RNA polymerase II, core complex; RNA polymerase I complex; RNA polymerase III complex. The record is from RefSeq and is a predicted model, not a curated record.